AUGUAUAAGAAUUUAAAAUGGCGAUCAGCUGUUAAUGGCAAUGUGACUUCUGUUUUCACAGGGUUUUUAGCCAAAACACAUUAUGAAGUUCUGGGAAUAAAUAAUAAUUCUACGACUAAAGAAGUGAAAGAAGCAUAUGUCAAGUUAUGCAAAGAGUUGCAUCCUGAUAAAAAUCCAAAUGCUUCAAAUCAACAUGAGAAAUUUGUUCAGUUAAAUGAAGCAUAUGUGAUAUUAGUUAGACCAGAAACCAGAAGUCGUUAUGAUUUAAGUUUGGUUUCAAAACAGAAUGAAGCAUCCAAAAGAAAUUGUUACUCCAGUAGUGCUGCUAAUUGUACACAUUAUUAUAGAGCAUAUGAAAAUGAUGAUUAUACCAAAGAAAAUGAAACACACCAUUAUUAUAGAAAUCAUAGUUAUUCACAUUCUCCUCCCUUAGAAAGGAUAAAGAAUGUUUACAUUGUAGUUGGUUGUGUUAUUUUAAUAAUUUCUGGUUCCUUAAUUCAUUUUGCUACAUUCAGGUUAGGUAUGACUUUUUCUGAGAAAAAGUUGGAUGAGAAAGAUAAAAAACUUCAGUCUAUUUAUUUUGAUGUUAAGUUAAAUGCCAUUGAUGGACGAGAUGCCACAAAAAUAGUUAAAAUGCAAGACAAACUCAACAGGAACAAGUCAAGUGCUUCUCUGCCAAAAACUGACGAAGAAUCUUGAUUUUUAUUUUUAAUGAAAAUUUUGUAAAUAUUUCAUUAUCGUAAUUUAUGCAUUUUAGCAAAUAUAAAUAUUUUAUGAGACAAAUCUCAAAAUGAGUGCCCAGUAAUGAGGAAGAAGUUUUAUGUAUAUACAACAAUAUGUUAAUAGACUAUUAAAUUUAAUUAAAAGUUUA
Molecule: messenger RNA, 871 nt
Organism: Centruroides sculpturatus (bark scorpion)
Lineage: Eukaryota; Metazoa; Arthropoda; Arachnida; Scorpiones; Buthidae
Product: dnaJ homolog subfamily C member 4-like
Exons: 7
Coding region: 1-699 (232 amino acids)
Source: RefSeq, a predicted model, not a curated record